Zingiber officinale is the source of this 3525-nucleotide messenger RNA. Its product is annotated as probable serine/threonine-protein kinase At1g54610. The transcript has 8 exons. Gene Ontology annotation, biological process: positive regulation of transcription elongation by RNA polymerase II; protein phosphorylation. The coding region runs from base 966 to 3230 and encodes 754 amino acids. Gene Ontology annotation, cellular component: nucleus; cyclin-dependent protein kinase holoenzyme complex. The record is from RefSeq and is a predicted model, not a curated record. Lineage: Eukaryota; Viridiplantae; Streptophyta; Magnoliopsida; Zingiberales; Zingiberaceae. Gene Ontology annotation, molecular function: RNA polymerase II CTD heptapeptide repeat kinase activity; cyclin-dependent protein serine/threonine kinase activity; ATP binding.
CGCUGCGAUGGAUCUCCGCCGUCCGAUCGCCCUCCUCUUCGGCUACCUCGGACAGGAAUGUCGUGCUACCUCGCGUUGCGGCUUCCUUCUUCCUCUUCUUCUUCUUCUUCUUCUUCUUCUUCUUCUUCUUCUCUCCUCCUCAACUUCCUCUGCCUAGUCCCAUCACUUUCGCAUCGGUCGCAGUAUUUGAAGCCCUAAAAGUGCGUCUUUUCUGAUCCAUCUUGUUCUUCCGCCGUCUCUUUGAUUCCAUUGUGAAAAUACAUGCGUGUCUCCUGCUGGCGAGAUCUCUCCUCUUGCGGCGGCGACCUCUUGGUUCUUCUUCACAUUGGAUCACACAAAAAUCACGCCUUUUACCCUUUUUUGAGUCGUUUCUUUUGGGAGAGGGAAUAUACUGAUAGUUUUUGGCUACUUUUCGUUGUUUCUCAUUUGUGAUUUGGUUUCCUCGUCUUCUAAAAGAUUCGUUGGCGAGAAAAGAUUGGAGGUGGGAGAAUCAGAGGAAGCGACUCGGAAGUUCGAGCAAAAUGCUCAGAUUUGCGCUGACUACAUAGGAUCAUUACCGGAUUCCGACGGUCUUCGUUGUUGAAUUCGUCUAUUUGGCGGUUUGCAGGCCUGCAACUGGCCGACGGAGAGAUAUCCUGACUUUGAUGUCUGUCCGUCUGCUAAUAAAGGCUGUUUAUGCCAUUUGGAUCGUCAUUUGACUGGCUAUUUGUUAUUGUUUCAACUGAUAGCUUCCCUUUUGGAUUUUUCUAUUGGGAGUUGGGACAACCUAAAGGGUUAUUCUGGAGAUCUCGUGAUUGUUUCUUCGUGCAUCGUUGGAUUCAGCUUAUAAGGAGUUCGUGAUUCCGUUCAAGAUUUCAAAAUGGUUUUUGGUUCCCUUCAGUGCAAAAGCCGAAUUUUUCCUUGAUCUAAGUGCAUCAAUAAUUACGAUCGCUUGGUUGUAACGGGAGAGGAUUAAGAAGUUUCUUAUGGGCUGUGUUUCAUCCAAGGGAUUCAGGGGAGAUGAUGUCCCGGAGUUUCAGAGACCCAAGGCUUCAAGAAGGACGCUAAGUAGACUUCUUUCUUCAACGACUGAGGACUCUUUGAAUAGGCUGGUUUCUUCUUCAAGGAGAGAUGAAGUUGGAGUGAUAGAUGCUGAUGCUGCUGCUAGCACUGAUCUCAGUACCGCACAGCUUAUAUCAAUGCCACAGGAAAAUGGAAUCACUUCUCCGUCUCCAUUUGUUGGCACGGGAGAGAGGAAGUUAUUGCCUAUGGUUGAGAGGAAUGGUAGAGUCACAACUCUCUCGGUGGAUGAUGGAGAAAGAAAGGCAUCUCCUGCAGUUAGGAGUUCUAAGGGGGCUAGGCUGCAGAGACAAGCAACAUUUGAUGCUCAGGCAAGUAUGGUAGAGCCAUCUUCAGCAGUUGUCAGUUCUGCUACGGUGAAUGAACACAAAACGAUGAUCCCUCAUGUAUCAAAUGGGUUUAAAUUCGAGCAUGCUGCAGCUGGUUGGCCUUCUUGGCUCACAGCAGUUGCUGGUGAUGCAGUGCAAGGCUGGCUUCCUCGAAGGGCAGAUUCCUUUGAGAAAUUAAACAAGAUUGGGCAGGGAACUUAUAGUACUGUGUACAAAGCCCGUGAUCUUGAAACUGGCAAAACUGUUGCACUUAAAAAAGUUCGUUUUGCUAAUAUGGAUCCAGAAAGUGUACGGUUUAUGGCAAGGGAAAUACACAUUUUACGUAAACUUGAUCACCCCAAUGUCGUGAAGCUUGAAGCUUUAAUUACCUCGAAAAUAUCAUCCAGCUUAUAUCUUGUUUUUGAAUAUAUGGAGCAUGAUUUUGCAGGACUUCUGGGGACACCUGGCAUCAAGUUUACUGAACCUCAGGUCAAAUGCUAUGUGCAGCAGCUACUUUUUGGUCUCGAGCAUUGCCAUAACCGUGGUGUGUUGCACCGGGACAUCAAAGGUUCAAAUCUUUUGAUCGACAAUAAUGGGAUCUUAAAAAUAGCAGAUUUUGGACUGGCUACUUUAUAUAAUCCUGGUCAGAAGCAGCACUUGACUAGCCGAGUAGUAACAUUGUGGUAUCGUCCUCCCGAGCUCUUACUGGGCGCCACAGAGUAUGGUGUUGCUGUCGAUAUGUGGAGUACUGGUUGUAUUCUUGCGGAAUUGCUUUCUGGGAGACCGAUUAUGCCAGGAAGAACAGAGGUGGAGCAACUGCAUAAGAUAUUCAAGUUAUGUGGCUCGCCUGCAGAGGAAUUCUGGAGAACAUCAAAGUUGCCCCAUGCUACGUCCUUUAAACCCCAACAACCCUAUCCACGCCGCAUCAGGGAGACAUUUAAGGAUUUUCCUCCUUCAGCUUUAGCUCUUCUUGAUUGUCUACUUUCAGUAGAUCCAAGAUUCCGUGGAACAGCAACUUCUGCCCUCAAGAGCGAAUUCUUCACCACAAUGCCUUUUGCUUGUGACCCUUCAAGUUUGCCAAAGUAUCCUCCAAGCAAGGAAUAUGAUGCCAAACUUCGGAACGAGGAAGCUAGAAGGCAGAGGGAAGCCGCCAUCAAAGAGUAUGGAAGUAGGAAAGGCAUACCUGUGCAUGAUAGCAACAUCGAGUCACAGAAAUUGCAUGGAAGUCUUAGAACAAGCAAUGACAAGUACAAACCGAAAGAUGAUGCACUGGCAGGUUUCUGGGUAGACCAUCCGAGAGGAACAGCUCAGAAUGGUUUCCCUCAUGGUGGCCCUUCGAUGCACUCUGGUCGAUUAUCUACUACUGGAGUGCCCACUGGCCCGGAAAUAAAAACACAUGCAUCGUACAUUCCUCAGGGUGGGGGAACUGCUCUCACGACAGGGCUAGUGGUUGCGAGAAGCCAUACUGCAAAGUUGGACCGUAGGCAGAGUGCUAAGCACACACAUUUGCCGGAAAAUCAAUCGGCCUCCAAAUACAAUCAACUUGAAUCUGAUUCAUCGGAGAAGCCAGAAUGGGCUCACCACUUGCUGGAUGCCCCUUCAUCUUCCCGCAAGAAGGAUGAGAAAACUGGAGAAGAGGAACAAGCAGCUGGCCACGGCACUAGGAAGAACCGUAUCCAUUACUCUGGACCUUUGAUGCCUCCAAGGGGAAACAUUGACGAAAUUCUCAAAGAACACGAGCGACAAAUCCAGCAGGCUGUACGCAGAGCCCGCCAUGACCGAGCCAAACCCCGAAAAUACGGCGAGAGGGCUCAGUUCGAAGCCUUGCUUUACGCUAGCAGAAAUGGCAGGUCAGAUCAUUAAUGUGUCAAACAUACAGUUCCAUUCUCCGGGAGGAAGAAGACAUUAGACAACUUGGACAAUUGUGAACCUCGGGAUGAAACCAAAUGGUAAAGCACAUCACUUUGCUUGGUCUACACAAAAGAUAUAACCAACACAUCCAGUUCGCUAUGUCGAAAAGUGAGUUCUGAAUUGUUUGUUACAUCGAAUGAUCAAAAAGCUCUACUUUAGCAUUAGUUUGACCCUGAUCUUAAUCCUUCCUAUGAUUAAUUGUAUAUAUACAAUAGAAACAAUUCGUGACAAAAUUUAGCCUAUGUUU